Messenger RNA from Cynara cardunculus var. scolymus (artichoke), 696 nucleotides. Its product is annotated as protein RADIALIS-like 1. The record is from RefSeq and is a predicted model, not a curated record. The transcript has 2 exons. NCBI's taxonomy places the organism in Eukaryota, Viridiplantae, Streptophyta, Magnoliopsida, Asterales, Asteraceae. Gene Ontology annotation, molecular function: DNA-binding transcription factor activity. Bases 181 to 429 code for a protein of 82 amino acids.
UUGCCACCUAUUGACACAUAUCAGCUCUUGAGCCUUAAGUUGAAAGAGUGUUCUGCCAAUCCUCUGAGAUCAUUUGUAUUCUGCCUGCCUAGCCUUUUGUAUCUCUACUCACCUAACCUAAAUUUUCCUUGCAUUAACACAUCAACCGAGACUUGUUUCCUCUUUCUUGAGUGUGUUCAUAUGGCAUCAAGCUCAAUGUCUUCACGUGGCUCAGGUUCAUGGACUGCCAAGCAGAACAAGGCCUUCGAGAAGGCUCUGGCUGUGUUUGACAAGGAUACCCCUGAUCGUUGGCAUAAUGUUGCCAGGGCUGUUGGUGGCAAGACUGCAGAGGAGGUGAAGCAGCAUUAUGAAGUCCUUGUGGAGGAUGUCAAGCACAUCGAAAAUGGUCAAGUUCCUUUCCCCAAUUACAGGACCACUGGAGGUGCAUAGCUAAGGAUGAAAAAUCUAAAGCGAUGAAACCAAGCACGGACAUCGACAAGUAGCAACAAUAAAAAUGCAACGAUAAUCGACUUCGAUUCAAGCAGAUUCAACUAAUAAUUUGGAGUUCCUUGAUGUAAUUUGAUUUUUGCUACAGACUGGCAGAAAAUCUCUCGUUUUCUUUCGUUUUUUCUCCGGUCAUUGUAUAUCGUUAAUCUAAUGAAGUCACAAGUGAAUUGUGCUUCAUUUUCAAUUUAUUUCAUCAAAUGUUUCCUCAUU